UCGUUCGCCGGACGGCCCCUCUGCAGGUCAGGAGUUACGAACCGGCCGGUUCACACGCUCUGGCCCCGUUCCUAUAACUCUCUUAUCCUACCGUGUUUUUUUUGAAUGCCCCGUUUUUUUUUUUUCCCCCCCUUCGUUGCAUCGGGACUUUUGAAACAAUGCAGCUGACUGCCGUUCGUCCGACCCUUUGAGAUGGAGAAAACCUCAGCAGAAGAUGACUGCGUGGAUUCAGGAGCCGAAACCGGAGGGUCUGAUUACAGUCCCCUGUCCUCAACGAGCAGUGAGUUAUCCAUGGGCGAGCUCCAGGAUCCCUUCCUCGUCAGCGUCCAUCUCAUCGCCGACCCCGGCCAGGGCAAGUUCCUGCAGCGCGCUGCGGAUGCUGUGCUAGCGUGGGUUCACCCCGAACUGCAGCUUUUCAGAGUCUCAGAGCGGGCCUCCAUCUCCCAGCGGCCCUGGCCCAAGCGCCAUCAAAAUGGCAGCCCGGUAGCAGCCUGCCAGCCAGCCUUGGCGGUCAUCCUCUUCCUCCAGGAGGCGUACGGUGGUGAGGAGCAGAUACUGAUGCUGCACCGCGCUCUGCAGAGACCGCCUUGGCGAUACCACCACACUGAAAAAGUCAGCAAUGGCCGGCGGAUGCUGCCGCUGACACCAUGCAGUCAGGACUUUUUCACUCUGUCUCCUGGGACACCGCUCUGGGCCGUGCGACAGGUGCAUUACGGGAAAGAAAUAGUGCGAUUUACUGUUUACUGCCGACACGAAAACUAUGUCGACAUGGUGCGGCUGUACAAGCUGCUGCUUCAGCGGAGGGUAGCGCAGAAGAAGGAGGACUUUUGCUUCUUUGUAGUGUACUCCAACCCAGACAUGGAGAUCCAGAUGUCAUUUAAGAGGCUCCCGCGAGGUCAGAGUCCGUCGGUGCUGGAGUCAGCGGUGAUGGAGGUGAGGGUACGGGACGUUGGAGCGCUUGUGCCCCUGCUGCCACAACCCUGCAGCCCAAUCAGUGAGGUCCGCUGGCAGACGGAGGACUACGAUGGAAAUAAGAUCCUCCUGCAGGUCCAGAGUGCACACUUCAAACACAGACAAGAUCCCUGCCACAUAUCCUCCACUGUCACUGAAUCAGAUUCGGCUCCAUCCACCUUCACCCGCAGCGGCACCUCAUACAGGAACCGUCGGUAUCAUCAUCGAGUGACAUCCAAGCCCAUAGUCCACCAGACCUCCAACAGCUCCCUCCCUCUGGCCUGUGAGUAUCCGGAUGAGCAGGAGCAGUGGCCUGACCGGCAGCAUCCGGACAGCUGGAGGACCCAGUGGAGGGGCCAACGGUCCGGCUCCCUUUUCUCUCUACCCAACCUUGGCUCAGCCAGCUCCACCUGCUCCUCUCCUGGGCCUUCUCCCAGCCCCCAUCACAGGACCCACUCGCUUAACAUGAACUCCUCCCUCAUCCCGCCCUUCCGGCUCAAUGUGGACGCUCUGAUUGGGGCAGAGGAGACAGACGUGGACACAGGAAACAAAGUAAAUCCAGGCAGCAGUGUUGACCUUACAGUGGUGUCUGCGUACAUCAAAUCCAGCCUGCCACAGACUUGUCGGCCAUUAUCGGCGCCGCCCGAAGACAUCAGGCCCUCCCUGUCUCCUGGCAUCCCAGAGAACGCCUACAAGGCAGCCACACUGGGCCGGACUCCAAACUGCUUCUCCGCCAACGGCGCUCCCUCCACCUUGUUGGGGUCAUGUCCCCGAAGCACCAGUGUGACCACAAGCGCUGCUCUGUCCCUGAGCGAUGUGUCGAUAAACCAGUCUGACAGUUGCAGCAUUGUUGGUGCACCAGUCAAAGAGGCAGACCAUGCAGAGGAACAAGAAGACCAAGAAUUCUACAUUUGAUCGACUGGUGUAAGCCUAGAGGACUCACUCUCACCAGCAAUGACAGACUUCAGUACUGAGACAGUCGAAACAGCUCUACUCCGCCCACUGGUGUUUGAUAGUAAAACUACGGGCCAGCGGCAGCAUAACCUGGAGCACAGCAACAACUGUAUUUAAUGUUCUCACGUAUUUGUUAAUGUUGCUUUUUUUUUUCGCAUGUAGAUUUAAGCUUCUAAAAUGUCAGGUCAUGUAAGUAAAUGAAGUUACACAUUUAAAGGACAAAUCGCAU
Messenger RNA from Xiphias gladius (swordfish), 2134 nucleotides. Its product is annotated as protein FAM124A. The transcript has 4 exons. The coding region runs from base 193 to 1866 and encodes 557 amino acids. The record is from RefSeq and is a predicted model, not a curated record. Lineage: Eukaryota; Metazoa; Chordata; Actinopteri; Istiophoriformes; Xiphiidae.